UUGGGAGGUGGCACAAAAACUCUUGUGCUUGCAGGAGCCCCCUCCCUGUGCAGGCUCCAGAAACCUAGGCUGGGCGUGGAGUUGAAGCACACCCACAGGCCCAGGAUGCAGGCCCUCAUACUACUUCUCUGGACCGGAGUCCUUCUUGGGUAUGGCAGCUGCCAGAACAAUGCUGGCAACUUGGAGGGCUCCCUGGCCCCGGACACCACGGGUGUGCCAGUGGAAGAGGAAGAUCCCUUCUACAAGGUCCCUGUCAAUAAGCUGGCAGCGGCUGUCUCCAACUUUGGCUAUGACCUGUACCGUGUGAGAUCCAACGGGAGCCCUACUGCCAAUGUGCUCUUGUCUCCACUCAGCGUGGCCACAGCGUUUUCUGCCCUUUCCCUGGGAGCGGAACAGCGGACAGAAUCCACUCUUCACCGAGCUCUCUACUAUGAUCUGAUCAACAACCCAGACAUUCAUGGCACUUACAAGGAACUCCUUGCUUCAGUCACUGCACCCCAGAAGAACUUUAAGAGUGCUUCCCGGAUCAUCUUUGAGAGAAAGCUGCGAGUAAAAUCGAGUUUUGUUGCACCACUGGAAAAGUCCUAUGGGACCAGGCCCAGGAUCCUGACUGGAAACUCUCGCAUAGACCUUCAGGAAAUGAACAACUGGGUGCAGGCCCAGAUGAAAGGGAAAAUCACUAGGUCCACACGGGAAAUGACCAGUGGAAUCAGCAUUCUCCUUUUUGGGGUGGCUUAUUUCAAGGGGCAGUGGGUGACCAAGUUUGACUCCAGAAAGACAUCCCUGGCUGAUUUCCACCUGGAUGAGGAGAGGACUGUGACAGUCCCCAUGAUGUCAGACCCUAAGGCCCUCUUACGCUAUGGCUUGGAUUCUGAUCUCAGCUGCAAGAUUGCCCAGCUGCCUUUGACUGGAAGCAUGAGUGUCAUCUUCUUCCUGCCUCUGAAAGUGACCCAGAACUUGACGCUGAUAGAAGAAAGCCUCACCUCUGAGUUCAUUCAUGACAUAGACCGAGAACUGAAGACUGUGGAAGCGGUUCUGACCAUCCCUAAACUGAAGCUUAAUUUUGAAGGCGAAGUCACCAAGUCCCUGCAAGAGAUGAAGCUACAAUCCUUGUUUGAUUCGCCAGACUUUAGCAAGAUCACGGGCAAACCUAUCAAGCUUACUCAAGUGGAACAUCGCGCUGUCUUCGAGUGGAGUGAGGAUGGAGCAGGCACCAGCCCCAGCCCAGGGCUCCAGCCCGCCCGCCUCACUUUCCCCCUGGACUAUCACCUUAACCAGCCUUUUAUUUUUGUACUGAGGGACACGGAUACAGGGGCUCUUCUCUUCAUAGGCAAAAUUCUGGACCCCAGGGGCACUUAAUGGUCUAGUUUAAUGUUUAAACACUCUUAAGAAGAAAAUCCUAGAGGGUGGCAGUUUAUUAUAAUCACAUGAAGGCUGCCCUAUGUUUCAGUGUAUAAUGUUUCAACGUAUACUUUGCAAUAAAGUGCUGU
This is a messenger RNA of Condylura cristata (star-nosed mole), 1490 nucleotides long. It is a transcript of the gene SERPINF1, whose product is annotated as serpin peptidase inhibitor, clade F (alpha-2 antiplasmin, pigment epithelium derived factor), member 1. Gene Ontology annotation, molecular function: serine-type endopeptidase inhibitor activity. The transcript is spliced from 8 exons. Gene Ontology annotation, biological process: negative regulation of endopeptidase activity; negative regulation of angiogenesis; positive regulation of neurogenesis. The record is from RefSeq and is a predicted model, not a curated record. Lineage: Eukaryota; Metazoa; Chordata; Mammalia; Eulipotyphla; Talpidae. Bases 106 to 1359 code for a protein of 417 amino acids.